Gracilinanus agilis (Agile Gracile Mouse Opossum) is the source of this 1447-nucleotide messenger RNA. Its product is annotated as tissue alpha-L-fucosidase-like. Gene Ontology annotation, molecular function: alpha-L-fucosidase activity. Gene Ontology annotation, biological process: glycoside catabolic process; fucose metabolic process. The record is from RefSeq and is a predicted model, not a curated record. Lineage: Eukaryota; Metazoa; Chordata; Mammalia; Didelphimorphia; Didelphidae. The transcript is spliced from 8 exons. Gene Ontology annotation, cellular component: lysosome.
AUGGCGGGAACUGUCCAGCUCCGGCAGCUGCUGCUGCCCCUCUCCCUGCUGGCCGCCUCCGCUUUGGCGCGCUACACCCCGGACUGGGAGAGCCUGGACGCGCGGCCGCUGCCCUCCUGGUUCGACGAGGCCAAGUUCGGCAUUUUCGUGCACUGGGGCGUGUACUCGGUGCCCUCCUGGGACGGCGCUGAAUGGUUCUGGUGGCGCUGGCGGGCGAAACAUAAUGCCAAGUACGAAGACUUCAUACGCCGGCACUUUGGGCCCGACGUCUCCUACGCCGAUCUCGCCACCUUGUUCGGAGCCAAGUUCUACGACCCCAAAGAGUGGGCUGAUAUCUUUGAGGCGUCGGGUGCCAGGUAUGUGGUCCUGACCACCAAACAUCAUGAUGGCUAUACAAAUUGGCCCAGUCCUCUAUCUUGGAACUGGAAUUCUAUGGAUGUGGGGUCCCACCGGGAUCUGGUGGGAGAAUUGGCACCUUUCCUUAGAGAAAAGAAUAUUCGUUAUGGACUGUACCACUCACUCCUGGAGUGGUUUCAUCCUUUCUAUUUGCUGGACAAGAAAAACAAUUUUACAACCCAAAAUUUUGUUGAUACCAAGGUCUUACCAGAGCUCCGUGAUCUUGUGAACAGGUACAAACCUGACCUGAUCUGGUCUGAUGGAGAAUGGGAAGCCCCAGACACUUACUGGAAUUCCACUGAGUUCCUCGCCUGGCUGUACAAUGACAGCCCUGUUAAGGAUAAAAUCGUGGUUAAUGAUCGAUGGGGCAAAGAUGAUCCAUGCAAACAUGGAGGAUACCUUACCUGUCAUGACCAUUACAAGCCAACCACUCUUCCAGAACGCAAGUGGGAGAUGUGCACCUCCCUUGAUACAAAUGCCUAGGCAUAUCGGAGAAAUAUGAAGAGCGAUGAAGUCAUGACUUUUGUGGAAAUCAUUUCGGAAUUAAUUGAAGUUGUGGCCUUUGGAGGCAACUAUCUCAUUAAUGUUGGGCCCACAAAAGAUGGAAUCAUUCCCCCCAUCUUUGAGGAAAGGCUCCGUUCUGUGGGAAGCUGGCUGAAGAUCAGUGGAGAGGGGAUCUAUGCUUCCAAACCAUGGAGGGUGCAAAUGAAUAAGAACACCACCACCGUAUGGUACACCACAAAGGAAUCUACUGUGUAUGCCUUCUUCACCUCAUGGCCAAAGUAUGGAGUGCUAUUUAUGGCCUCUCCUAUACCAACAGGUGACACAAAGGUGACAAUGUUGGGAGGUCCAAAUACCCUGCAAUGGUCAGGAGACAUAGGAGUUGAAGGCAUCUAUGUUUCCCUACCUCCAUUCUCUCCAAGCAUUGCAGAUAUGAAAAUCUGGACCCUCAGACUAGAGAACGUGAAAUGAAGCAUCAUGUUCCACUGACAAGAGGCUCCACAUCAAUGUCUCUGAUUCUUUGCCAUUUUGACUUUUUCUUCUAAGAUAU